This is a messenger RNA of Sitodiplosis mosellana (orange wheat blossom midge), 745 nucleotides long. RefSeq names its product M-phase phosphoprotein 6 (gene Mpp6). The record is from RefSeq and is a predicted model, not a curated record. Gene Ontology annotation, biological process: maturation of 5.8S rRNA. Bases 155 to 601 code for a protein of 148 amino acids. NCBI's taxonomy places the organism in Eukaryota, Metazoa, Arthropoda, Insecta, Diptera, Cecidomyiidae. The transcript has a single exon.
CAAAGCGAUCGUUGUCAAUACACACCGUGUUGUUACAAUAUCUCGUCGGAAAGUUGGUUACAAUAUUCAUCUCUAACAGCCGCUGAUUCUAAAUCCAAAGCGAUUAAUUUAAAUCAUUCAAAAGGCUACAAACACAAAGAAAAAGCAAUCAAAAAUGUCAUCGGAACGGAAUAAAGUGAAAUUAUCCAAAAGUAUUUUAGACAUGAAGUUCAUGAAACGCACCAAAGAGAAGGUUUUAAAGGAAGAAGAUGAUGCCCAAAGUAGAGCCAUGUAUUCCAAUGAGAUAACAGAGAAGAUGCUGAAAAGUGAGAGUUAUUACAUUAUUGAGCCGAGUUACGUGCCAUGCGAAGACCUCAACGACGGCCGAUUCAGUUUCCGCGGAAUGAAUCCAGAUAUUGAACGCAUCUUAGAAUUGGAAGAGCAAGCCAAACAAGCGACCAUCGACCAGAAUGUUAAGAAAGACGUAACGGAUGAAGACAUGACUGCCUACUAUGGAAACGUGAAGAAAACAAUUGAGCGAAAAUUCCAAUCGAAAACACACCGUCGAACAGUAACAUUGCCUGAGCCAAAAUUCAAAAAGCCCAGAUUGGACGAUGUGUGAUGCAAAAAGUGCACCAAUUGAAGUGAAUAACAUUCUCUUUUUUUUGUAAUUAUGAUUCGACUUAGUGAUAAGAAUUUAGAACUUCCCACUGAAUAAAUGCGAAUAGAAAUAUUGAAAUAAAUGUAGAUUUAAUGAGCGAUUCAA